Molecule: messenger RNA, 1206 nt
Organism: Epinephelus lanceolatus (giant grouper)
Lineage: Eukaryota; Metazoa; Chordata; Actinopteri; Perciformes; Serranidae
Source: RefSeq, a predicted model, not a curated record
AAUGUCAAACAGGCUACACUGAAACUAAAGUUGGUGUUUGGUUCAACUUAUGUUUCUUAAAAAUGUUUAUCUACAGUAAAACACAUGAAACCAUCCAAAGGAGUGUAUUACUCUACAAGCAAGGAUCUGCAAAAGUCCCAUCAAUGAGUCAAACAUAAUUACAUGCAAGGUAAGAAAAAGAACACCCAUGAAAAUCAUGUGCUGCUAUUCUCACUUUUCAGAUAGUUAGAGUCUGACUGGUUUGCCUCUCUGCACAUAGGUUCAGGUUCUGCAGAAUUGUUAAUGCUUACCUGCUAGUGUGGAUGAGGCGCCACUCCUCGUACAUGACGUGUUCUUUCACAGCUUUCUGAGGGACAACAAGGCUUUAAACUAAUCAGUUCAAGAGGCAAUGGCGCAACCCUUGAUGAACUGGAACACGGACCUCUUUGACUGUUGUGGGGAGAGAUGUUACUGCUGCUAUGGUUUGUUUUGCUGUCCGUGUCUUGCCUGCUCGGUUGCAGGAAAGUUUGGAGAUAACCGUUGUCUCCCAUUAUGUGACAUCUUCAGCCCCGCCAUAACAGCAGCCUGUGGACUCCCUCUGUGUGCACCUCCUGUAGCCUUGGCUCUGCGGGUUGGCAUUCGACACAAAUAUGGUAUCCAGGGUUCUAUCUGUAAAGACGUCGCAACUUCCUGUUUCUGUAUGUGGUGCUCCUGGUGUCAGAUGCAUCGCGAGAUGAAAUACCGCAUGAAACAACCAGCUGUCAUUGUCAACAUGCAGCCUCCUCCAGUCAUUUUCGCUCCUGGGAUGUAUCCUGGAAACCCAGCUCCUCCUGGUUUUAGGGGCUACCCAGAGGUUGUUAAUGGUUAAUUCAGACUGAGCUUUGUGAUUUCUAAACACUGUUGGUUAGGUGUUGGUUAGCAGGAUACAGUCCUUGUUUGGACCUUUUUUCUAAGCAGUGAUAUACAAAGAUGUAAUUAUUUUAAGUGGUGUCUCCUCAGCAUCCGCAUGCUGGGUAGAUGUCAGUCUAAUGAUAUAACAAUGUUAAUCAUGACAAUUCUGUGGUGGUUGGUAACUCUCUCUUUUUAAUGGCCAGGGAUUUAUUUUACUUAGUAAAAGUGAACUACUGUCAAAAUCAGGAGAAAAUUCACAAAUGAGAGCAGAUGUUUCCUGAACAUGUACUUGUCCUGAACUGUUGCUGCUUUAAAAAAAAAAAAAAAAAAAAGCUU